AAAUGUCGUUCGGUCCAGAAACUUUUAUUCUUUUCGGACUUCUCUGGAGCUUGGUUAUAUUCCAAGCCUUUGCUGAUAUUUCCCUUAACAACUACGCAGAUUCGGCUUAUCCCAAUCGCUGCGUUAUCGAUAUUGGCUCUUCGUUGGUGCUGCUCAAAUUGGGCGAGGCAUUUCGCCUAAUGUCCCUGCCCUGUACCACUAUUUUCUGCAGUGGAGAUGGCUAUGGUUUACUUUUCACCUGCGAUAAGAAAGUACCACCGGAUGAUUGUCGCUAUACGGAGUAUCUGAACUGGGAUGAUGACUUUCCAGAUUGCUGCAAUCGCAAACUUGAGUGCAAUUGAAAAUUCUAGUUGGUAAAUGUUUUUUGUUUUAAAUUAGGUCAAUGUCAUGAACUGAAAUUUUAUUGAAAUUAGCCAAGCAGCUAAACACGAGCUGAAUAAAUCGAUUAGACCCGCUGAAA
Molecule: messenger RNA, 460 nt
Organism: Drosophila takahashii
Lineage: Eukaryota; Metazoa; Arthropoda; Insecta; Diptera; Drosophilidae
Source: RefSeq, a predicted model, not a curated record